AUGCCUUCUGAUUUUGUAAGUUUAUGCGUGUUAUUUUUGAUAGUUUGAUGCUUAGAUCCGCCAGAGUCGGAUAGCUGUUGCCGACGGUCGUCCCAUCGGAGUGUUGAUCUCCUUCCAACAUGGACGAGCUAAAAUCUUCUAUAAAUCGGAAUUCAAGGAUGCUUUCUAUGAUGAACAGGUAAGACGAAGUGUUUUUGAUUAUGGGGUAUGUCUGUAGCAAUCGAAUAAAAAGUUGCAAUUCGAAGACUUCUCGCUUUAUACUUGGUCCAAACAUGCCCUAAAACAAAGUUGUCUUAACUUUACGACUUUUUUUGUUUUAUACAGUUUACACUUUUUGUAAAUAGCAUUGUACAACCAACUAACAUACUUUCAGAAUGAGGGUCAACUGGUUUUGGGUCGUCAUUACAUGGUUAAGGACAGAGGAACAGAGAUCUUCCUUUUGCCUGAAUAUGACACUGGAUACGAAGAUUUGAAAGUUGAAAACAACGUUCUAAAUGUUGUGAGUGUUUUCUUUUUAUCAGUUGAUGUUUAGGGGAAAUGUUUUUGCAAAAAGUAUCCGAUAUUUGCAAUUUCGACCUUGUUCUUGCACCAACAAUGUUUUUCAGAUCCACGUCCCCAUAAAAUACGAGGAUUUGACGAGGUUCAUUGGCCGGGAUUGUCGAAUGGAUGACAAGGCUUUUCGUCACAAGUUUUUGGAUGAACUCGACUUUGUCGACGAGGAUAAUAUAGAGCUUUUGAGAUGUUGCAGAGGUGAUAUUACUGUAGGUUUAUUCAUUUAUUUUUUUGGCUUUAGAGAAUAUUUUGAGCUUAUUUUUGAGUUCAGGUGGCUUGUUUCGACACCGUAAACGACUUUACAGCUGCGGUGAGGGAGAUGAACGACCCCACAACUGCCAAGGGGAAGAGGCUUCUCAAGGGGAAGUGGGCACCUGCACUUUUGAGAGAUCGGAAUGGAGAAUGGGUAAGGUUUAUACUUUUAUUGUUGCCUUUUAGGCUCGAUUAAUUGCAAUACCUCUUGUUGCAGACGAAAUUGAAGUUCAAUCCAGCUCUGGACCAAAUCUACGACGAAUUACAGGACUCAUUGCUGACAGAAUACAACAAGUUUUCUAAGACAUUCUCCCCGAUCCGAGUAAAUUGUCGUUUCCCAGCGGAUAACAAGCAAACAGUCUUGAAGCCAACUCCAGUCAUAGCUCCUCAUCGGAGUUCGGCGUUUCAGACUUUUGGUUCAGAUCAGCCAGGGCCAUCAGGUAAGAAAUUAUAUUGCUGUAGAUUAUUAUCCAGUGUAAUAUGAAUUUAAGAUAGGAAAUGUUCACUAAUGCUUUUCAGGGAUUAAACAAAAUAAAUCCAAUGGCAAUUGUCGCGAAUUUGUGGAAACGCGAGGAUUUGCAAACAUGCCCAAAAAGAUUUCCAAUCCCGUUUUUGAUGAUGUCCAAGAUGUAGAUGAUUGUGUUGGAAGGCGGAUUACGCCUCCAAAAGUUGCCAGAUGGAGGGACGAGCCGCAGGAAGAGAUCACUUUGGAAGGGAGAAGAGGCAAAGGGUAGGUUGAGUUAUAUCUAUGUUCAAAUUGAGUCUUGUUUCUUUCAUGGUUAUUUUCAGAUUUGUUGGGAUCGAAGACACUGGCCUGAGCGAAAUUGAAAGUGUUGAAUCCGAGCCUGCCGAAUCCGAGGCUCGUGAAUCUGAGGUGUUCGAGGAUACGAAUCCAAGCUUUGAGAAAAAGCCGUUUGUGAUCCCUCGGAGAGGAUUCAAGUCGGAGUCGGAUGCCGCCAGUAUUGUGAAUGACUCCUCAAAUGACGAUUGGGCCAACAGCAGCUUCGAGGAAAGGGUUGGGCACAAAAGGUGGGAUUGAGAGACAGAACAUUUUUCCUUUCAGUUUGUGUGGUCCAGAUCAACUGAAAUCUAUUUUUUUCAGUGACUCAGAUAACGGAGCAGAUUCUGACGUCGAGUAUCAGCGCCCAUUCCCCGUGGAGGUGGAUGCCGCCGCCGCGGAAGACUCGGAUCCGGACGAAGAUUCGGGCCAUCGCUUUCCAGACGACCAUGUCCGCCCCACUGGCCGGCCAGAUCCACUGGUCAAACCACUCCCCAAAUACCGCGGCGCUCUCAGGUUGAGCUCCUCCAGAUAUACGGCGGCUGUGGCCGUUGUACUAGGAUGUUCGGAGGACGGAAUCUCGAAUGUCAAGACUCAUAUGGGUAUGGCCAAAGCGGCCGUGACACUUGUCCAAGGCACCUGGCUUCUCUGUGAAAUCGUGGACCAAGUGAUUGUGCGGGCCCGAGUGAUCCCAUCUCCGAUUUAUACCAGAAAAAUCUACGAACGAGGCUGUAUCAGAAUGAUUGUAAGUGAAUUUGUCUUUGGUUUUGAUUUGUAGUUCUUUUGUCAAGUGGAUCGAAUGAAGAAUGGAAGUUAUUUCAACAAGUACCUCGGACCGGUGACGGAUGAGAUGUUCGACGAAAAGAUAAGGGAGAAGAUCAGGAAAGGCCAGAAAGUCCCUUUCGGAAUGUGGGUCGAAAUCGAGUACAACGUGAAUGCCGACACCUGGAAGAUCCGGAAAGAACAUCGACAUUACAGCGGGCCGUUGGUUCUCAAAGAUGAGCAAAGUUUCUUCUUUGAGAAAAUUGAAAAAGACAAGACGAAGACACAGAAAAGGAUGAGACACUUUUUCUGCAGGGCCAUGAAGGACGAGAGAUGCCCUAUACAAUAUUAUAGUCAAGAUCUGGAGAGGCUUCGAAUCAGGAUGGCUAAGGAGAAAGGGUAAGGUCGGUUCUGGACUUUUUUUUGCUUUUAUAGAACAAGAUUUUAUAUUGUUUUAGACCCCUUGAAUAUAUGGGCGAUUAUCUGAUGAAAAAAGUUGCCGAAUACAAAGAGGACUUUAGUCGCGUGGAGAAGAACACCACCAACAGCGACGAAGAAAUUCUGGAGCCAAUCCCCGUGAACUUGGAUUAUCUGGAGAAAACUGACUUCCGAUUUGAGCCGAAGUUCCCGGAAGUGAAGCCAAAAAAGAAAGUGCUUACAAAAGAAGAAGCCGAGAAGAUGAUCCAAGAGAACAAGCUCAAAGUAAGAGAGGAACGGCAUCGGAAAGAAGCCGAGAAAUACAGAUCGUUCAACGAGGAACAGGCAAGUUAAAUCUUCGACGAGAUUUGAUAGCUCUUGAUAUGAUUAAUGAAAAUUAUUUGGCUUUUUAGAACUUUCAGCAAGGAUUCCAAAUGCCGGGGCAAAACUUUGAGAAAAGGGAGCCUCCGAGAAAAGAUGGACUGGAUUCGGAAACUGAACUGAAUGAGGCGUUGAAUUUCUCGUGGAACGAACAAAAGUCUCGGGAAACCGCUCAUGGUACGUUUUCCUUUGAGUAGAUUUUUUGAUUAUGUUUCUUUGAGUUGAUAUUGAUAGUUUAGACAAAGAAAGCAAUCAGAACCAAGCGAAUCCUCGGCCCAGUCGACCACCAACGGCGAUGUCGACUCAAUCCCGCCAACCUCAGCGCCCCGGGCCCUCAAAUGUUCUUCCAUCAGCGACUCAGGAGCCCUCUCGGCCUCGUCCCGCAAUGAUGGCUUCAGCUAGAGCGACCCCGGGCUUAAAUGAUCUGAGAAAUUCAGUUCAUGGAAGAUCGUCUGUUUUCGAUGGCUCUACGCAAUCGCAGCAACCUGAUUCGAAUCUUCAGAGACCUCGUCCGGUUCCAUUCUCUUCUUCUCGAACAGAAUCGAGCAUCCCGGAGUCAAUGAAGCGCUCAUUUCAUCAGCAGCAGAGUGCCCAAGUUCAGUCUGCCAGAGAUGAAUUCGCUGAGCAGUCAACGGGUCCAGUAAACCCGCAAGAUACCCGCCCUUCCCCGCCCAGAGCAGCCAGUCGAUCCUCAGUGUUUUCCCAGUCCAACUUCCACGGAACUUCUAACUUGAACGUCUCAAACACGUUUAAUAGCAGUCAUCCGGUCGGAAAUCUCUCCGGUGUUCCUCCAACCUUUUCCGAAUCUGUCAGAAAGAGAUUACCGUCGAAUGGAGACGCGUAAGUCUGAUUUGUAGUGUUGUUCUCAGUUUUAGUGUUAUAUCUGACUGCAGAGAAUAUUAAAAUCUUUUGCAGCGCGGCUAAAAAGCAGCCCGACCCCCAGCCCUCUUCUCAAGCCACUAGACGGAGUACCCGAAUCUCGGCUGCUCGUCCGUCAACCGCCAUUUAUGUGCUGGAUGAGAAUGUGACCAACAAUUCUGGACCGCCGCAACAAGAGAAUGGACCAUGGAAGAAAAAGGGAUUGGAAAUUUAUGAUGAAGUAUGCGUUUAUAUUAUUCAACGUUGGUUCAUAUUAUCAUGGAUUAGAGGCAUUUGUUUAAUUUUUUAUAGGAAAGCGAAGAAAUGAGGAUUGACAAGUCCCUCAAACAAAGAACCAUUGAGCCCGACAUUCUGGAUGCCGUUUUGGGCACUGUCGUCCAGUAUCCCAUCCCGGCAAGCUUUGAACAAUUGUCGUUUAGUUCUGUCAAAAAAGGAGACGCCGAUUGUCUGAUCCUCCGCCGAAUCAAGGAUGUCGGAGAAGUGCUUUACGAGCCUCAGAGUGGGCAAUUCGGAUUCAUGCACAAAAACAAGUGAGUAGUUGUUAUGCAAUGAGUGUACUGAUGGUUAUAUCAGUCGCAGGGCUAUCUUCAAUUAUUUGUAAUUUCUUUUCAGCAUGUGCUACGAUCUUUUGGUGGGAAUGAAGGUCAGAGUGGAGAUAUUUGGUCUCAAAAAGUUGGAAAAGGACCUCUACUCUUUCAUUGCGACCAGAAAGAUCACCAAGGAGAAGUCGAGGGACGCCUGGAGCACCACCUACGAGCCGGAAAUCAAUUCGCACAACAUUAUCGAACUCACUACUCCUUCAGGUGUUGAGAUUCUCUUGUAUCUCACCAGUUUCGAGCUUUAUAAACCCACAAUUAUUGAUGGAAGAUAUAUCGCGCGGUCCGAAUAUGGCCAAAUUGUUUUGGGCAGACGCGCGGGAACGGAAAAGAAACCGUACUGCUUCAUUGCGCGGAUGGUGAAUCGGGAAUGGACUCUGCAGGAAGACAGUUUUUUUGUAAGUGAAGGUAAUUUCUUGACGAUUAAUUUGAUUGGAGCAAAAAACUGUUGAGAAUUGAAUUUUAGAUCCUUAAUAUUGAUAUGAGUAAGUACCCGCGCCCCAAACCCUUCGACGAAGCUCCAAGGAAGCCAACGAAAUCGUCGACUGGAACUCGGAGGAGCAGCGCCACCCUCCUCGAUCAAGAACAGUUCCGGCAUCGAAGUGUGGAUGAUGAUGUCUUUGCCCCUCCCAAGAAAGGAUCAACCAGUCGAAGAUCGACGUCCCGGCAAGACUCGUAUCAGCCGUUGUUUGGAAUAGCCCGAAACAAAAUUCAACAGUCGAAUCGAGAAAGAAAUUAUGGAAAUCAGGAUGGAUUUGGGAGAAACGAACGGAACUGGCAGAAUUCAGCCAAGGAAACGUCAUUCCCAGAACAGAGAAGCUAUGAACCAGACUUUGGAAGCCCGCCAUCCAGACAGUCAGCUCAACAAUCCUUUGGUCAUCAAGAAAAGUAUGGAGAAAAUGAUCAUGGAAGGCAACAUUCUGGAAGUAUAAAUGCUCAUUCGAACAGAGAAGGGUUUGGAUACGACGAGAACUCGCUCGGAUACAAUCAGACUCAAAACUUCCCCUCCCAGUUUGUUGACUAUGAUGAUAGCCGAGGAUUCGGAAGGAACUCGAGCUUUGGAAAUAGAAGAGAGGAGCUUGACUUGAGGAAUGAAUCAGAUUAUCAGCCGAGGUUUGGAAUGGGCGACUGGAAUACAACAGAAAGAUCCGAAAGCAGAGAUUUUAACAAUAGAUCCCAACAAUCGCAACGUCAGGAUCAAAGAUACCAAACCCGCAACAGACAGUGGAAUGACAGUUCGUAUAAUCGAGGCGGGGGAAUGAAUCCACCACGUGUUCGAGGUGGAUUUGCACCACAACGACCAGCCAUCUCGGAGCCAGUCCAGACCGUCAAGAUUGAAGAAAUAAUUGAAGCCGACGAAGUGCAGGUAAGAAUUACAUCGGUUUAGAUGUUUGUCAUGGUUAAUAUGGUUUUUAUGAAGUUUCUUUUGUAUUUUUAGACUCGUGGACCAAUUGUCGAGUUCCCGUCUUCUUGUGAAUCGGAUGGAUUUGCCUCCAGAACGGAGACGCACAAACAUACCACUACCAGGAUUACAACUACUGUCGAACAAGCUCCCCCACCGGCCAAUGAAAGCUUCCAAAAUCCAAUAAGUACCGCGACUGUGGCCACUCACACUAGCGCGAAUCCAGAUAUGGUGUUUUCGGAUGACGAUAGUGAGGAAGAAGAAGAGCCAGAGGAGGAAUAUGAAGAUCGGGAGGAAAUGGAAUACAGAGGAAUCAAUACGAGCAACAGACAACAGAAACCCGCGGAGAGUGUUCAGGAACAAAAAGAAGAGGUGAGGCGGGCAAAGGAUGUGCAUAGAGAUUUAGGUGACUAGAGGGGCCUGUUUCAUGAUACUCUACAGAGUUAAGGUAGUGUAAUAUUGUGAAUUUUAGCCUCAAAGAGCAGUGCCGGCCCCUCAGGAAUCACUUAAUCCAAGAGUUCCUCCCAUGCCGAAAAGGCCAGCUAAAUUGAUCAGCGUCGAGGAGUUGAACAAACCGGAGCCCCAGAAGAAAAAACAGGCCUAUCAAACGACGAUUGAAGAAGGAGUUGCGGAUCUAGAUGAGGCUUUCAGUUCGGAUGAUGAUGAAAUACCAAGAGAAUUGCUUUGGUCUAAUUCUACCGUCCAGAAAUCGGGCAGGUCAGAAGUUCCAGGUCCCGUGAAUCAACCUUCGACAUCUCAAGAGCCGAGCAAGGUGAAUGUGGAUAUGGAUGAACUGUCAGCAGAAUUGAAUAACAUGGACUUUGUUUAA
Bursaphelenchus xylophilus (pine wood nematode) is the source of this 6848-nucleotide messenger RNA. Lineage: Eukaryota; Metazoa; Nematoda; Chromadorea; Rhabditida; Aphelenchoididae. The record is from the annotation of a GenBank genome assembly.